Molecule: messenger RNA, 894 nt
Organism: Arachis duranensis
Lineage: Eukaryota; Viridiplantae; Streptophyta; Magnoliopsida; Fabales; Fabaceae
Product: probable WRKY transcription factor 31
Exons: 4
Source: RefSeq, a predicted model, not a curated record
CUAACUACAUGACUCUUCUUUGAUACUCAUCCAACCACUGUCUUUGUCCACAAAACCAUACUCAAAAUCAUUUGACACCAAAUCUCUCUUCUUUCAUCUCUUCUAUGAUCUUCUUUUACACAUAUAUUAUUGGUUCAUCAAAAUUCAAUAAAAGGGUCUAAGCCUAUUUAUAUGAUCAACAUGGAAACCGCAUGGAAUAAUGAUAAUGAUGAUGGCAUUGACAUGAUGGAUAAGUCUAGUCAUCAUCAUCAUUAUCAUCAUCAUGAUCAUGAUCAUCCACAUUCUUCCUUCACUGACCUACAUCAUCAUCAUCAUCACCAUCAUCAGGUCAUUGAUGAGAUGGAUUUCUUCGCUGAGAACAAGAACAAAAAUGAUAACAACAACAUCCAUGACAAUAUCCAAGAUGAUAAUGAUAAUAAUGAUCAUGAUCAUGAUGAAAUGGUGCACAGUUCUAUGGAGCUUCAUGUAGAUACUAGCUUAGAUCUUCGUAUGAAGAACACAGAUAGCAAUAGCUCAUCAAUGGAACCAUCAGAAACUAUGGAUGACAAGAAGAGUAAUGAUUUAGGAUUGCUAGCAGAAUUGCAACACGUGAAUGCUGAAAAUCAAAGAUUGAGAGAUCUUAUUGAAGAACUUAACAAUAACUAUAACACCUUACACAUGCAACUUAUCAACCUCAUGCAGCAAAGGGAUCAAAAUCAUGCGAUGAAGCAAGACAUAGAGGACAAAAGUAAGAAGGAAGAUAUGGUGGCAAGAACAUUCCUAGACAUGGGUGUUGCUGGCUUUGGUGAAAAGGAUAAUGAUCCUUCUCAACAAUCUUCAGAUAUCAAACUUGGAAGAGGAGAAAGCAAAAGCAUGGUUGAAUUGAUGGAACACUGCAAUAAUAAUAAUAAUAAU